CAGAGAGAAGAGGAUACAACUGCACAGAACCAAAGCCAGCACUGUCAUAACACCCAGAAACAGGAGCUAUACCAUCAGUGGCACUAUUGGAUACAAACAAUACUCAGUUACCUAAGGCUGGUGGACACACAGAUUAAAACUGUGUGUGUAAGUGGGAGAAACGGAAAGAGGCAGUGAAUGUGUGCAUUUGAAAAGAGGAAGCACAGAGGAAUACAACCCUGGAUCAGUGUGGUUAAUGAGAACAGUAGGAAAAAAUGAGUCUUGACCCUGUGCUGGUCAUGAAGGGGCAAGAUCCGAUGCCCAACACCUGUCCGUCAACCUCAAAUGGUGAUAGUAAAUCAUCCUGGGAAGACAGCAAGGAUAUCCAUGACAAUGUGGGUUCUAUAAAGAAGCCCAAAUCAGGACCAGUGAGACGGACCAGGAAGGUGGAGGGAGGCAUAUUCUUUCCCAAACCAGAGAACGCGGUCACCAUAGCAGUGUCAUCGCGGGUGCUGUUUCGCACAGAGAAAGAGCAGAAGGUAUAUGAACAGAAAGGAAUCGAGGAGUACCUCAGGUAUCAGGUGGAACAUGAGAACGAGCCUUUUGCUCCUGGUCCAGCAUUCCCAUUUGUUAAGGCACUGGAGACUGUGAAUAACCGGUUACGAGAGCUAUAUCCAGACAGCGAGGAGUUGUUUGACAUUGUGCUGGUAACUUACAACCAUGCCCAUGUUGGGGUGAGACUCAUCAACACCAUCAACUACCACAAUCUAUUCAUUGAGCGGUUCUGCAUGACAGGAGGGAGCAGUCCCAUUGGGUACCUAAAAGCAUGGCAAACAAACCUGUAUCUGUCUGCUGAUGCUGAAAAGGUUCAGGAAGCUCUCGCUGAAGGGAUUGCAGCAGCCACCAUGUUUAUGACGGAAAAACAAACAGAGGUGUCAGAGACCCAGCUGAGAGUGGCAUUCGAUGGUGAUGCUGUUCUCUUCUCUGAUGAGUCUGAGCGUAUUUUUAAAGCCCAUGGUCUGGACAAGUUCUUCGAGCAUGAGAGGGAAAAUGAAAACACAUUGUUAGAUCAUGGCCCACUGAAGAGUUUCCUGGAAGUACUUGGAAAGCUUCAGAAGAAAUUCUAUGCUAAAGGCUAUCGUAUGGACUGUCCCAUCCGCACCUAUCUCGUGACCGCCCGCAGUGCAGCAAGCUCAGGCAUUCGUGCCUUAAAAACUCUCCGCGCCUGGGGACUAGAGACCGAUGAGGCUGUUUUCCUGGCUGGGGCACCUAAAGGCCCCAUGCUAGAGAAAAUACGGCCCCACAUCUACUUUGAUGACCAGAUGUUCCAUGUGGAGGGGGCUGCAGAGAUGGGUGCGAUUGCUGCUCACGUGCCAUAUGGGAUUGCACAGAAAUGCCCUCAUAAGAAAAUUGCAAAUAGUGCAAAAUAACAGGCUGGAAAAAAAUGAGGAGAUGCCAUAGGCAACAUAUGGCAAAUGUCCUUCUUGUUUUGGUAGAGACUCUUAAGUGGGAGACAUCCUUAUUUUGUAAACUCAGUUAUGCACACAUUGGAUCAGGACAGAUCUCUUUUUUGGCCUUAUUUUUAUGUGAACUAUGCAAGGCCUCACAACUACUCAUUGGCAUAUACUAAACUGAAGAUUAUUUUGGAGAGCUUUCAGCUUGCAUCCAUAUGACUCCAGUGGUUAAAUCCAUAUCUUCAGAAGCGAAAAGAUAGGUGUGUGUGAGAAACUUGUUAAUAUUUAAGUGCUUUUUACUUUACAUUCUCCACCUGCCCUCAAGGUGGCGAUAUGCACGAAGAAUGCGAAUGGCCAAAAACAAAAGGAAAAUGUGGAAAUGAAGGUGGAGAUUGAUAGUAAAAAAUGGACUUAAAAUAGAUAUUUUUCCUCACCCACACCUAUCAUAUCUCUUCAGAAGACAAAGUUUAACCACUGGAGUUUGAUGGAUUAUAUGAUGACUUUAUGUGCUUUUUGGAGCUUCAAAAUUUUGGUCACCAUUCAAUUGCAUUGUGUGGACCUACAAAGCUGUAGAUUCUUCUUCUAAAAAUUUGAAUUUUUGGGUGAAUUAUCCCUUUAAAUAGUAAUGAAUGGCAUAUUCUCAUCUGUAAAGUCAAAAAGUACUUUUCUGUUUAUUUUGUCUGCAUAUAAUAUAUUUUGUUGACAGAAAUAAUGCCUCAUGGGUUGAUCCAGAUGUGCCCACAGGCCUUAUUAAUAAAAAUAUAUGUGAUCAACUAAUGUACUUAUUUAUUCCCAGCUCAGACAAUUUGAAAUAUUUGGGCAUAUAUCUGUUUAUGAUAAAGUGAAGAAAGUCGCUUUCUUGUUCAAAAUAUAGAAACAAAACAUCUAAACAGCUUAAAAUAUCUACAGACAGGGCGAUCCAUUAAUCAUGCAGUUAAUUUACCUUCUUUUUUUUUUUACAUAUAAUCCUUGUAUAAGCAUACAGAUAAAAGUAAAAAAAAAAAAAAGUUACAACAGUUCAAAGAACAAGUACAUUUUUUCAAAAUUUGGAAAAACUAAGGACGGUCAUAAAAAACAUAUUUGUGCAUGGAACUACUUUCUUACGCGACCAAUCUGCCAUUGCUUGUUCAAAACAAAUGAUGCGUCCAAGCCUCCAUUAGUAAUUAAAAAAUUUCACUUCAGAAAUAGUAUGUGUGUGUGUGUGUGUGUGAGAGAGAGAGAGAGAGACAUGGAGCUAGUGCGAUCACCUGUUGCCACACCCAAGCAGAGACAUAGUCAGCUAUCUGAAGAUCAGCUUUCGCAAUGGUAAAAUAGCAAUCCAAGCGGGGGUAUUUCUCCCUAUUUCACGGUAGCCGGUGCGCAAGAGUCGAUCACUAUAGAAACCGCAAUGUCCUCCGCCAUUUUAAACAGCACCCAUUGUGUUAUUAAUCAGUCUGUUAUGUCUCUCAGUUGUGAUGAGUGUAAAUGCUGAAGUUGUUCGUUUAAAGUAAUUUAAAGCUAUUUCCUAGCUUUAGUAGCAUAGUAUAGUAAGUGUAGUAAGCGAUCACAAAGAGCUGUUGUAUGUAAACGGUGUGACGUGGAUUCACUUCACUAAACAUAAAAAUAAUCUUUUGCCACCACCUGCUGGCUAACAUAUGUAAUGUCAAAAAAGAAAAAAGACAAACCAUAGCUCUUAACAGAUCUGCACUGCUCUUACACUUUAGUUUAGAACAGCAUGAACACAAGUGGAGUGAUACACACACAGUGAAGCGUCCGAGUGCUAAUGGUGUAAGACAAUCAGUGCUCAUGGAACGCCUCUUGUCCAAUCAGAUUCGAGGAC
This is a messenger RNA of Xyrauchen texanus (razorback sucker), 3252 nucleotides long. RefSeq names its product cytosolic 5'-nucleotidase 1A-like. The transcript is spliced from 7 exons. Gene Ontology annotation, cellular component: cytoplasm; cytosol. The record is from RefSeq and is a predicted model, not a curated record. Bases 255 to 1409 code for a protein of 384 amino acids. Gene Ontology annotation, biological process: nucleotide metabolic process; adenosine metabolic process. Lineage: Eukaryota; Metazoa; Chordata; Actinopteri; Cypriniformes; Catostomidae. Gene Ontology annotation, molecular function: magnesium ion binding; nucleotide binding; 5'-nucleotidase activity.